Messenger RNA from Vitis riparia (riverbank grape), 4188 nucleotides. RefSeq names its product protein HASTY 1. NCBI's taxonomy places the organism in Eukaryota, Viridiplantae, Streptophyta, Magnoliopsida, Vitales, Vitaceae. The record is from RefSeq and is a predicted model, not a curated record. Gene Ontology annotation, cellular component: cytoplasm; RNA nuclear export complex; nucleus. Gene Ontology annotation, molecular function: nuclear export signal receptor activity; RNA binding. Gene Ontology annotation, biological process: RNA export from nucleus; protein export from nucleus.
CUCUUUACUCUAUUCCUCUUCUCCCCCCACGCCCCCACCUCUCCGCUCUCACUCUCCAUCUCUCAUCUCACCCCCUAACGGCCCUUUUUGUCUCUCUACAUCUUUCUUUUCGCGGAUUUUUAUUGUCUAUAUUGGGUUUUAAGCAUAUCUGCUGCUUAAGCCUCUCAAUCCUCUGUGUGCAACCCACAAGGGAAAAACCUUGGUAAAACCCAGACUGCGAUGGAGGAGAAUAGCACAGCAAGUAAUGUGGCUCGAGCCAUUGUGGCUGCCCUUGACUGGAGCUCCUCCCCCGAUGCCAGAAAAGCCGCUGUUUCUUACUUAGAAUCUAUAAAAGCAGGGGAUAUACGUGUCUUGGCAAGUACUUCCUUCCUUUUAGUCAAGAAGGAUUGGUCUUCUGAGAUUCGGUUACAUGCGUUCAAAAUGUUACAGCAUUUGGUUCGGUUGCGAUGGGAGGAAUUAAACUCCACUGAAAGAAGAAACUUUGCAAAUCUUGCUGUUGAUUUGAUGUCAGAGAUUGCAAAUCCUUGUGAAGAGUGGGCUUUAAAAAGUCAGACAGCUGCUCUUGUUGCUGAGAUAGUUAGGAGAGAAGGCCUUAGUCUUUGGCAAGAGCUGCUACCAUCCCUAGUUUCCCUAUCCAACAAUGGUCCUAUACAAGCUGAGUUGGUUGCAAUGAUGCUAAGGUGGCUUCCUGAAGAUAUCACAGUUCAUAAUGAAGAUUUAGAAGGUGAUAGGCGAAGGCUAUUGUUGCGUGGGCUUACCCAGUCUUUGUCUGAAAUUUUGCCAAUGUUGUAUACUUUCCUAGAAAGACACUUUGGAGCGGCAUUGAAUGAAGUGGGUAGGCAACAAUUGGAUGCUGCAAAACAGCAUGCUGCAACAGUCACAGCUACUUUAAAUGCUGUUAAUGCAUAUGCUGAAUGGGCUCCUUUAUCUGAUCUUGCAAAAUAUGGCAUUAUUCAUGGGUGUGGUUUCUUACUUUCUUCUCCUGACUUCCGUCUUCAUGCCUGUGAGUUUUUCAAACUUGUCUCUUCAAGGAAGAGACCUGUUGAUUCCUCUUCUUCUGAAUUUGAUUCUGCAAUGAGUAAUAUCUUUCAGAUCCUGAUGAAUGUCUCUAGAGAUUUCUUAUAUAAGUCUACUUCCAGUGGUGUGGUUAUUGAUGAAAGUGAAUUUGAGUUUGCGGAAUAUAUAUGUGAGAGUAUGGUGUCUCUAGGUUCUUCGAACUUGCAAUGUAUCACUGGGGACAGCACUAUUCUUUCUCAUUAUCUUCAACAGAUGCUGGGAUACUUCCAACAUGUUAAGCUGACACUUCAUUACCAAUCGCUGCCCUUUUGGCUGGCAUUAAUGAGAGAUUUAGUGUCCAAGCCAAAGAUUGUUGCACCUGCAGCUGGAGAUGGUUCAGUUGAUAAUAAUCCAGGCUCUGGUUCUGGACAGGUUGAUAAUGAAAAGAGAAAGCUUCAAAGUUUUGUUAAUGAUGAUAUUUGCGGUACUAUGUUGGAUGUAUGUUUCCAACGCCUGCUCAAAAGAGAGAAGGUUCUUCCUGGAACAUCAUUUUCUCUAGGGCCAUUGGAGUUGUGGAGUGAUGAUUUUGAGGGCAAAGGAGAGUUCAGCCAGUAUCGCUCUAGGCUGUUGGAGCUGGCCCGCUUUGUUGCUUCAGAUAAACCCCUUAUAGCUGCUAUAAAGGUUUCUGAGAGAAUUGCCACAAUCAUUAAGAGUCUCUUGCUUUCACCGAUGUCUGCUCAGGACAUUGCUGUGAUGGAAAGCAUGCCAAUGGCGUUAGAGAAUAUUGCAAGUGUGAUUUUUGAUGGAUCUAAUGAAUAUCUUGGGGGUAGUUCUGAAACUCAACUUGCGCUUUGCAGAAUAUUUGAAGGUUUGCUUCAGCAACUUCUUUGUUUGAAAUGGACUGAACCGGCACUUGUGGAAGUACUCGGGCACUAUUUAGAUGCAUUGGGUCUCUUCCUGAAAUAUUUUCCAGAAGGAGUUGGAAGUGUCAUCAAUAAACUGUUUGAGCUUCUGACUUCACUUCCUUUUGUUGUUAAGGAUCCUAAAACAAGUAGUGCCCGUUAUGCAAGGUUGCAGAUCUGUACAUCAUUUGUUCGGCUUGCCAAAUCGGCUGAAAAAAGUCUCCUGCCUCACAUGAAGGGGAUAGCUGACACCAUGGAUUAUCUGCAAAGAGAAGGCUGUUUGCUUCGUGCGGAGCAUAAUAUUCUUGGUGAAGCGUUUCUUGUCAUGGCUUCUGUUGCUGGGGUUCAACAGCAGCAAGAAGUUUUGGCGUGGUUACUUGAACCUUUGAGCAAACAGUGGAUACAGGUAGAAUGGCAACAAACUUAUUUAUCUGACCCAACAGGUCUUAUUCGCCUGUGUUCUGAGACAUCAUUUAUGUGGUCAAUUUUCCACACUGUGACAUUCUUUGAGAGGGCACUUAAGAGGAGUGGGAUUAGAAAAGGCAGUUUGAAUUCACAGAACAGUUCAACAGCAAGUUCUACUCCUUUGCAUCCGAUGUCUUCUCAUCUCUCAUGGAUGCUACCUCCUCUUCUGAAGCUGCUUCGUGCUAUACAUUCUCUUUGGUCUCCUCCUGUAAGUCAAUCAUUACCUGGGGAGAUAAAAGCUGCAAUGAUCAUGAGUGAGGUUGAACAAACUAGUCUUCUUGGGGAAGUGAACCCUAAAUUGUCAAAGAGUGUAGCAGGUUUUAUUGAUGGAUCUCAGAUUGACACGAAUAAGGAGUAUGCAGAAUCACAUGAAACUGACAUACGAAAUUGGUUGAAAGGCAUCAGAGAUAGUGGGUAUAAUGUAUUGGGCUUGUCAACGACCAUUGGUGAUUCCUUCUUCAAAUGCUUGGAUAUUAGUUCUCUUGCUAUAGCGCUAAUGGAGAAUAUACAAUCAAUGGAGUUCAGGCAUAUAAGGCAGCUCAUCCAUUCAGUUUUGAUUCCUUUGGUUAAAUUUUGCCCUUCGGAUUUGUGGGAGGAGUGGCUGGAAAAGCUCCUUCAUCCAUUAUUUAUUCAUUCUCAGCAAGCUCUUAGCUGCUCAUGGUCUUGUCUUCUACGUGAAGGGAGAGCCAGGGUUCCAGAUGUACAUGCCAUACUUGCUGGAUCAGACUUAAAAGUGGAAGUAAUGGAGGAAAAGCUACUUCGUGAUUUAACUCGUGAGAUAUGUGCACUUCUCUCAGUUUUAGCUUCACCAGGACUGAAUACUGGGCUUCCUUCUUUAGAACAGUCUGGGCAUGUCAGCCGUGGGGACAUGUUCCUCAAGGAUUUGGAUGCAUUUGCAUCAACCUCUAUGGUUGGUUUCCUUUUGAAGCAUAAGGGUCUGGCUCUUCCACUAUCGCAGAUAAGUUUAGAAGCUUUUACAUGGACGGAUGGUGAAGCUGUGACUAAAGUUUCUUCCUUUUGUGGAGUUGUGGUUCUUCUAGCUAUUUCAAGUUCCAAUGUAGAACUUCGGGAAUUUGUUGCUAAAGAUUUAUUUUAUGCAAUUAUCCAAGGUUUGGCCCUUGAGUCAAAUGCUUUUGUCAGUGCCGAUUUGGUUGGUCUCUGUCGUGAGAUCUUUGUGUAUCUUUCGGAUAGAGACCCAUCUCCACGGCAGGUUUUGCUGUCUCUCCCUUGCAUUACACCCUAUGAUUUGCUUGCUUUUGAAGAAGCUUUGGCAAAGACAUCUAGCCCUAAGGAGCAAAAACAGCAUAUGAAAAGCUUGCUUCUAUUAGCCACAGGAAACAAGUUAAAAGCACUUGCUGCUCAGAAAAGCAUGAAUGUGAUUACAAAUGUUUCAACAAGGCCUCGCAGUAUGGUUAAUGCUUCAGAACCCAGGAUUGAAGAAGGGGAUUCUGUGGGAUUAGCAGCCAUUUUGUAAGAUCUAUAGUAGUGAUCAUCAUAGAGUUCCUGUACAGAGUAAACUCAAAAGAAGAAUCAAAUCUUAUCUCAGAAAUACAGUGAAGGAGACCGCGUUUUACCCUGACCGGUGAGGACAUAGAAGGUUGAAUAGAAGUUACUCAUCUAAAACUCCAUUAUUCCUUGCCUCUCCCUUGUAAAUUAGGUUGGUUAUAUUUUUACAGUUUGGAUUUUUAUAUUUAUUUCAUUCUGUUAUGCAAAUUAAAAUAGACUCUUGAUCCUGUUCUAAAUUAACUAGUCAGUUCCAAAAACAGAAGCUGGCAACUGUUUUCCAGGAGUUGAAAUAGAUUUCUCUCAUUUUAAAUAUUUCCCA